GAAACGCGAGAUGAAUUCGGCGCGAGGAGGAGGUCGGGGGUGGGGAGGUCGCUUGAUAGUAACGUGAUGUAUUUUGCUCUUUCUUUAAAGGUGUCUUGACAUGAUGUGAGGCCGGGGCUCCUUCCCGAGGCGCUGGGGACUUCGGCUCCUUCUCGUUGGUUUCAUGGUUAGAGUUUUGAGAUGGCAUUGGCAGAUGGUAACCUGGACUUGGUCCCUGAUUGUGAGCUCCAUGAUCUACAGCAGAAGGUCAAAAAUCUGGAAGAAGAGCUAGCAAACCAUAAAACUCAAAUUCACAAGCUACAAAAACAACUAAACCAGACUGAGCAACUGUACAAAAACUCAGAGAAUUAUAAUGAAGACUUACGAAAACAGGUUGAAGAUCUCAGUAAAGAAAUGCUUGAAAGAAAAAUGAAAGAAAUGAACAGAAUUGACACAGAAGUUCAGACUGAUCUUUGUAUUGCUGAUCACCACACAGGCUAUUACCAUAAUGAAACUCAGGAUUCUCAUCAGGCGUUGAACAGUGAUCAAUAUGACAAUGGCAAUAUGGUAGAACCUGAAAUUCGUGGAGACCUUGAAGAAAUUCAGGAUGAGACUCAGGCCUCUGCUCAGUUGCAAGCACAGGUUCAGGUUGAUGACUACCAGUACACAGAGUAUACUUCUGGUAGCCUAUCACUGCUAGAUGUAUAUGGAGACCAUAACAGCAUUGAUCAAAAUGCAGAGGAAUCUGAGAAUACUUCACUGGCAGACAGUUUACGUGCCACUGCAGAAGCUGCUAUGUCACAGACUGGGUUCACCUAUGACGACAACACUGGAAUGUAUUAUGAUUAUACCACAGGCUUCUACUAUGAUUCGGCAAGCCAACUCUACUAUGAUGCGCACAGCGGUAUUUAUUACUACUAUGAUGCAGAGAGUGGCCGAUACCAGUUUCAUUCUCGAGUGGAUCUACAGGCAUACCAGUGCACAGCAGAACAGAAUCCAGAAAAGAAAGUGAAGAAAAAACGAAGAGGAGUAGAGAAGAUUGUCACACAGGAAGAAAAGGAUACUGAAGCUGAAGUAAAGAAAGCUUCAAGUAAUGGCACUUCCCAGGAUCAAGGAGAAGAGAAUGUUGUAUUGUCAGAGGAGUCCAUAAAAAGACGAAAGAGAGUAAAAGUGGAGGAUGUCAAUCUGGAUUGGGCCAAAUCUGAAUUUAGUCCUAGUGCUGACACAAAUAUCCAGGAUGGCACAGACGAGGAUUCAGAAGCUUGGGAAGAGGACAGUGAGCCAGAGGAAGGUGAAAUAACAGAUUCUGACAAGUGUGGGGAUUCUGUUGAUGAGGAGAUGGAUAAAGAGUUCAGUGAAGAAGAUGAAGAGAGUGAGAAAGAAGAAGGUCAGCCAUGGCCUCCCUGUAUCCGAGUGACAGUGGUGCGGUCACCAGUACUAACACCUGGUACACUGUUCAUCAUCACUGCAGUGACGUCAGCUACAAUUGGAAGAGACAAAGAUAUGGAUCAUACCAUCAGGUUACCAGAAAUGGCAGUUAGUAAGUUUCAUGCCGAGGUAUACUUUGACCAAGAACUGCAGCAAUACGUGCUAGUUGAUCAAUGUAGCCAGAAUGGGACUGUGCUUAAUGGGACCCGGAUCUUGACACGAAAAAACAAAUGUGAUCCUCACGCAUUGGAGCAUGGAGAUGAAGUAAAGAUCGGGGAGACAGUGUUGUCUUUCCACAUCCAUCCAGGAACCGACACGUGCAAUGGCUGUGAGCCAGGUCAAGUGAUAGCACAUUUAAGGCUCAACAAAAAAGAAUCAGCAGCUGUUCCAGUACUAAGCAAGGAGGAGAAAGAUAAAUUACGACGACGAGAAUUAAAACAAAUUCGGGUCAAAUAUGGUUUGCAGAACAGUGCAUAUGAGGAAUGCGAAGCGUUAAAGAACCCAGCAUACAAAGACCGAGCUGGUAGACGCAGACAUGUAGUUGGCAGCGAUUGCAUUUACCAAAAGGAUGACGCCCCAGCUUCAGUCAAUGUUGAAAUUGGAGGCACCAAUAAGGGACGAAAGAUGUUAGAGAAGAUGGGGUGGAAGAAAGGUGAAGGACUUGGAAAAGGCAGUUGUGGUAUUAAGGAGCCGAUUCAGGUUCAUCUUCAUCAGUCACACACUGGCUUAGGGGCAGCUGUACCACUUGGCAUUGAAGAUGUACAGAUGGUCAAAUCCAAAAAUGAGAAGAACUGGGCUAAAGCUAGGGAGCGAUUUUCAGAAACUUUUCAGCAAACCACUAAUCAAAAGGAAGGAAAGAUCAAAACUCCAUGGAUGAAAGGAGAAGGUAUUAAGGAGCACCCUGAAGACUUUCCCACAACCUAACACUUCUUGUAAAUAAUGCAUUCCACUUUCUCCCAUUUUAUUUUUCUGUACUUAUUAAACAUUUGUCUGAACUUCA
Messenger RNA from Callorhinchus milii (elephant shark), 2407 nucleotides. It is a transcript of the gene aggf1, whose product is annotated as angiogenic factor with G patch and FHA domains 1. The record is from RefSeq and is a predicted model, not a curated record. The coding region runs from base 181 to 2331 and encodes 716 amino acids. Lineage: Eukaryota; Metazoa; Chordata; Chondrichthyes; Chimaeriformes; Callorhinchidae. The transcript has 15 exons. Gene Ontology annotation, molecular function: protein binding; nucleic acid binding.